UGCAAGCUAUGACGCGUUGUUAAAUGACAGGCGGUACAGUGCGUCUAUAUCUGCGCUAAUACUAUUAAUUAUGCCUCCGAAAGACCCGCUGCUCGGGACCCUCAAAGUAUGCAUCCUGAACCUGCAGACAGAAGAGGGGACAGUGACAGAUGUCAACCCUCACCUCUCCUCCUGCUGUGAACUACUGGAGCUCACCCUCAGGAAGGGCCUUCAACAGCCAGUCCUUGGUCUAGUACACAGGGACUACUGGCAAUGUUUCGAGCAACUCCUCCAACACGACAACUGCGGCAGACUGAGUGCUGUGUCACUUGCGGUUGAACAGACCUUAGCCUGCAGGAAGCUGUUGUCAGCUCAGGGACGAGGACGCUACCUCCUUAGGCUAGCCCUCAGACGGAGGGUUCUAGAAGGAGUCAUCAAACACCUGUUACACACACCCAAAGUACUAGAGUGGUACAACCCAGCUAUUUCACUUCUUAGGAAUGAGGAAUUUGUGGAGCCUUUCAUGUCCCUGCUCAUGGUCCUCUCAGAAAUGGAAUUCAAACUGGACAUGGAGAACUGCAGUUUUCUGGAUGAGAGCUGGCUUCUACCGGUGUGUGAUAUGUAUGAGGCAGUACCCUGUCGUGAGCUAGGGAUGGUGCUCAGGUAUCUCAGUGGCCGUGUCUUUGUCCUGAAACUGUUGCCAGGUAGCCAGGCUCAGGUGGACCAGUGUGUACAUCCAGGUGACAUCAUUGAUGAGAUCAACGGAGUCUCCUUACGGAAUGCCUGCAAUGGACAGGCAGGUGUGGUCCUCUCCGGGCUUAAGGGGCGUCCCCUGUCCCUGCGUGUGUUACGGUGGUGUGUGCAGGACGGGGGUGUAUAUCGCCCCAUCAUCAAACUCCUAAGAGCUCUCAGAGAAGAGAACCCCGCCCUGCAGCUAGGCUCCUCACCUUCCUCCCAAGAACCCACCAAUCAGGGCCAGAGGCCCAAUCCCUCUCAGUGCCUCAAAGAGGGAAGAAUUGUGUACAUUGUGCAGUUCUUGGGAAAGACAAACAUUGGAAUGUAUGGAGGCAAGGAGGUGCUUCAAAAUGGAAUCCCCCUGGUCAUACAGCAAAACCAGCCCAGCAUGGAAGUACUUUUAGACCUUAAGGAAACCCACUUGAUCUGCACUGAGAAAUCCAAUAUGACAGAGUUGUUCCAGCAUCAUUAUCCAGAGAUCUCAUGUGUAGGGCGGUUUGGCCAGCCAGACUAUACCAUCUUUGCCUUCUGCGUAGUAGAAUCCCUAGAAACUCCUCAGUCAACAGGAUUCUGCUGUGUGGUGCUUAGAGCCAGUGCGGUCAAAGAAUGUGAGGAGAUCGUCAACCGAAUCGCUAUUGGUUUCAAGCACACGGAGUGGUUCGUAUGAAAAGAAAUCCCUUGACAACUGGAUAUGUGCCAAACAUCAAAAUGUUGUGGUAAUUGAAUAAACACGUGCUUUGAAAAACUCAAGUGUGAACACCAAAUGUAAAAGCCCCUAGUGGCUAGAGACAUUAUCCUCAGAACAAGAACCAAACACAUGAGCAUUUAUUCAUAAAGACAUUUAAUAGAAAGACUACAAUGCGACAACGCUUCCAUAAAUAGUAUUAAAUGUAGCUGCCAAGGUGUUGAAUGUUGGGAAAAUAACAUGUAAAAAGCAGUUGAGAAUAUACAGGGGGGCUUUGUCGCACUCCUGGCCUCCCCAGACAGUGUCAAGAGGUAAAUCCCGACGCCACUGUGUAGUAGUGAGGUGUUGUGCAAGACAUGCUGACAGACAAAGGGUGGAAAUUGAUGAAGGACCCAGACCAUUCCUUCCCCUGGCAGCUGAGAAGAAUUCAGACAUCUUGAACCCCCCCCCCCCCCCCGAACCACAAGCAAGAGCUCCAACCUCAUCUGGAGCCUAUACUAUCCACCAGGAUCCAAAAUGAGACAGUUAACAUUUGACUGAACAGUCAUGUAAUACACUAUCCUCUACUCAAUGUAAAAACAAGCCUCAUUUGCAAUUGAAGCAGAUAUUCCUACAUUCCGCUGUCCUCACAUUGGCCAGAUCUGAAUUGAGGUUUGUGGAAUGACUGAUCUCUUAUCAUUCUAAAAUACAUGACAAAACAGGAAAUAAAAAUAAAACAUAUGAAAUUGUUAAGAUAAAUAGGAUUAUGUCUGGAGCAGGCAGUUGAAUGCCAUUUAAGCCCGCUCUCCCCUUAUCCUCCGGGCCAGCUGGAUGUCUUUGGGCAUGAUGGUGACACGCUUCGCGUGGAUGGCACACAGGUUGGUGUCCUCGAACAGACCCACCAGGUAUGCUUCGCUAGCCUCCUGUUGUUGAGAAGAAAAGUUGGAAAUCACAAAAUAUUGGAAUAAUAAAAAUUGUUAUUGUUCCAGUGUGCCCUGUCCAAUAGCCCUCAUACUAUUAGUGUGAUAGCAGCAGUCCACAUGCAUCUUACCUGAAGAGCUCCAAUGGCAGCACUCUGGAAACGCAGGUCAGUCUUGAAGUCCUGGGCGAUUUCUCUCACCAGGCGCUGGAAGGGCAGCUUGCGGAUCAGCAGCUCAGUUGACUUCUGGUAACGACGGAUCUCACGCAGAGCCACGGUUCCUGGCCUGGGAAAUAAAAACAGUUGUGUUAGAUUGGAUAUUAAUCCUAAAAUGUGUGAAACUAGAACUGUUACUGACACAUCUGCAGGUUAAAUCUAGACAAAGAAAACAAAAUGUUGGAAAACCGGUUGAACUGCUCCCAGUACCUGUAACGAUGGGGUUUCUUUACUCCUCCGGUGGAUGGCGCGCUUUUCCUGGCUGCCUUUGUAGCGAGCUGCUUCCUUGGCGCCUUUCCCCCGGUGGAUUUGCGGGCGGUCUGCUUGGUACGAGCCAUUUUACUAGAAAAUUUAAAUAAAGGCGAUUACGGUCCGUCUGGGAUUUGAAGAGGGCAAUACGGAUUUGAAAUAGCUUUUCAAAACGAGGCACAACGUCUAAGACCUUGGGCUAUAUGCUGCAAGUUCAGUUGCCUCAAACAAACAGCUCAAAUGUUGCAGCCGAAAUCGCUUAAAAUUGUUCGUAGGUAGUGACGAUUGUUGCUAAACUUGCGACAAUUGAGCAACAUUGUAACAAUCGUUUGAGUUCUCCCCCGCCCCUUGGUACCGCUCGGAGAAGAGUCUUGGUCCCAGCAGCGCGCUUGAUUAUGAACAAACCUCCCCGCCUUAACUUGCCUCCAACAUUUCGUAUUUUUGCAUUGCAUACGUUUGAGCGGGCAAACGCUAUAGCUAGGUGUAAAACAAGAACGUUUUGCUAUCAAUUUAACGAGGAAUUGUGGGUAUGACGCCAGCAAAAUUGACACUUAGUGUAGAAAAGAGAAGGUUAAAAACGUAAAGCUAUAAACACUGAUCGACCAUUAACCAACCAAGCGCAUUAGCACCAUGGCUAACGUUAACGUUGCUAUAUGGCAUGUUGUUAGCUAACGUUCAUUAAAACUCACGCGCCUGCUUGAAUCGAAAAUCACAUUCGAGAAAAUGCAAUAAACCAAUUAAUUAAACGUAAUUUACCUACAGUACAGUAGCCAACCAAGUAUGCUUAGCCUCCAGCCAUCUCAGAUUCUAUUGUGCCAUAUUGAAGACAGUCAACCGACAACUUCAAAUAUGUGUGAUUGGUAGAACGAAAACUACCCAAAUCGCAAAAGUUACUUACCGAUUGGUAACUGCUGUAUUAUUCCAAAACUGAACGUAAUUAAAGUGACUCCGUUUCUUCCAGACACACACCACGAAUAACGAUAACUGGGGAAGUGAGUCAAACGUUAUAUUUCCCCAUGACGUCAACUAACCAUUUAUAAAUCCGGUUGGUUGAGAACUAGAAACUCGUGAGACCAUUGGUUUAAACUCCAUCAAAACGUCUCUCUCAUUGGUUAACAAAGUCACCCUCCCAUUGGUUGUUGUCUAUCCUCUGUAGCCAAUCAGCAGCCGGGACAUUAUAGGAAACUACUUUGGUUGAAAAUAUUGCCAUUUCAAUUUUCUUUUUUUUAACAAAAUGGGAUUCAUAACAUGUCUCCAAAUGUUCUAACAAUGCUGUGCAAUUUGAAGGACAUCACUAUAGCUCCUGAUCAUGUCUCUCAGUUCCAUUAAAUGACACAUAAGAGUCAUUAAACAAAGACUUUAGUCGGGAGUUUUGUUAAGAUCCCAAUGGAAAAAUGUGUAGAAUUGCAGGAACCAAAUCUUGCUUAAGCCCCCCAAAAGGCUGGAGCCGGCCCUGUAAUAAGGGCCAUACGUUUCAAAGGCCGUAUCACAAGCAAUGAUUAUUGACGUUUCCAGACGCUAAAACACAGCGUCGGGACUGUAGUUCACAUGAGGCAGUCCUGUGCGGAAGCUAAUGACUGAGAACGCCAGGGAGAAGGCAGAAUGCCCCCUAGAGUUAUCGUGAGAUAGCUAUAACUCUUAUCACCAUAUUGCUCGUGAAUGACCAGGAAAAUAUUAAAUAUCACAUAAUUGUACAUAGUUCCAUUGUAAAAAAAUAUUAGUUUUGAAACUGCAGGAAAAGUGUAGUAACUGCAGUCGACUGUGGUAUCUUGGAAGUGGUAAUAGCAACAUUCUGUUUUGAAAGUUAAAUAAAAGUUGAGCAUGUUUUGUAACUAAUAGUCAAUGAAUGACCACACACGUGGGAAACCGUGUAAUAUUGUUAUUUAUUAUUUGCACAGGGUUUGAAGGAAGUGCUUUGGUUUGCACAUAACACAUUUCAUAUGUGUGACUCAAACGUCAAGUACAACUUUAUGUAUGCUCCAUCUAAUAAAGAUAAUUGUUUUAUGUUAAAAUUA
This is a messenger RNA of Oncorhynchus masou masou (cherry salmon), 4777 nucleotides long. RefSeq lists its product as uncharacterized. Gene Ontology annotation, molecular function: protein binding. The transcript has 16 exons. The record is from RefSeq and is a predicted model, not a curated record. Lineage: Eukaryota; Metazoa; Chordata; Actinopteri; Salmoniformes; Salmonidae. The coding region runs from base 71 to 1381 and encodes 436 amino acids.